AUUUGAUCAAUAUUGCUGUCUGGUACACGUCACUCCACUCGCUCGACUUUACUUGCCAAGGUAAAAAAGAUUAAAGAUAAAAUUUGUGCACAAAGUGGAUGUGCAAUUAGUUAAUUGGGCAGGGAAUUUACCCAGUAUUAGAUUAACUCGUCCGCUAAUAAACGUGGCCAACGGGGCGAGGAAAAGGUGCAAUUUCAAGUGGAUUUUUGGGCAAAGAAAGUGUCAGGAACAAAACCAGCUGGUUUGUGUUUUUUUAUCAUUUUUAUUUAAUUAAAGGAGGUGAGGAGUUGGUCCGGACGAUGUGAAAUUGAUGUCCAUAUUUUAUGAAGAACAAAUUCUAACACACAUAACAGGACUAAUUUGGUUACAAUGACGUCCUUACACAAUGUGGAGUCUGCUCCAGCCUGUCUUUCUCAAGUCUCAACAACAACAGCCGUUUCGUCGUCGGGAAUUAGUAAUAAUAAUUCUCACGACCGUUCAGCUUCCGGUGCAGUCAUAGUGUCCCCAUUUUGGGGAAGAUGUACCAUGUCGAAUCGCCAAGUGUACAUUUUGAAGGGGGAAAUCUCCCUGUUAACAGCCAGCCUGAGACGGACACCGCAACAGAGGUGGUCGUCACAACAGGAUUUGAAGGGAGACUUUCCUCUUGUCAAACAACUCCAAGCCUUGAAAGAAUCCCUUAAUAUUAACACAAAAGCAGCCCUCAGCAAAAUUUCUCAAGAUGCAAACUACUUUCUCGUCCCAUUUUUAGACAUAAUCAGGUCUGAAGACACCUCCGGUCCCGUCACAGCUUUGGCUUUGUCUGCAAUAGAGAAGUUCAUCCUCAACGACCUCGUCAACGAAGGGAAUGGAGGGACGAGUGCCGCCGAAGCCAUCACUGACGCCGUGAUUCACGCCCAUUUCGUGUCGACUGAUUCGUCCUCAGAUGAAAUAGUGCUGAUGAAAAUUCUCCAAGUUUUGCAUCGACUAUUCGUCUGUCCCUUGGGGGCCUUGUUAUCCAACGAGAGUGUUUGUGAGUUAAUGCAAAGUUGUUUUAGAAUGUGCUUUAUAGAACGCGCAAAUGAGUUGUUGAGAAAAUCGGCGGAAACUGCGUUAAACGAUAUGGUUCGAUUGCUGUUCAUGAGGGUGAAAGAGUUCCCCGUCAGUACUGGUAAAAAGACCAAGAUUUUAGACCCCACACUAGAAUUGGCCGUAGAAGUAGCUAGGGAAGAAACGAACAAAACGGAAGAUUCGAAUAUUGACCCCGUCGUGGCAACCCCGUCAACAGAGUCGGAGCCUUCAGAAACACCAAAUAUUGUUCACACACAAGUGCCAGCAGAUGGUGGAGAGAACAACAUUGAACAAGUCGAAACCAUCACUCCCUCUGAAGGAAAUAAUGCCAGUUUACAAAAUUCCAGUAGUGAUAUCCACACUCCUGAACCGCCAGUUCCAAGUACUACUACUAGCCAAAUUCCCGUCAUUAACAUUGUGCACCCCACCCCCACUCAAGACUCCAACAAUAGAAACAUGAAUCCAAACGUGGUAGAAUUUAAAAACAAACGAGGUAUCCGAUUCACCACAGCAUCCGACAAGUCACUCGAGAAAAUCGAAGAGGUUGAAGCAGAUAAUUCCCAACAACAUCAUGGUGCUGACACUGGUGAAGAACCACUAUUAAAACAAAUGAACACACCAUACGGAAUCCCUUGCGUGAGAGAACUGGUCCGUUUUCUGGUCAGCUUGAUUAAUCCGCACGAAAAGCAAAAUUCUGAAACAAUGAUCCACCUUGGACUAAAACUACUCCUUAUCGCCGUAGAAUCAGACAUGGAAGCCAUCGCGAUGCACCCACCACUUCAAGCCAUUUUUAAGAAUGAACUCGUCAAAAACUUGAUCGCUCUACUUUCCUAUAAUUCUCCCAAUAACAACGGGUCCAUCAUCCUCCUUACCGUGUUAAGAAUUCUGUUCAUCAUUUUCGACAGCAUGAGAAUGGACAUGAAAUACCAACUCGAAGUCUUUAUCACCCGCUUGAUGGAAAUUAUCGGAGAUGGACAACAGAACCCAAUAAAUAUUAACCAAAACCAACAAAGUAGGUGGAUGUAUGAACAGAGAGAGCUUGCCUUGGAUUAUUUAACCCAGUUGUGGAAGCUACCCACUUUCGUGACAGAAUUAUACUUGAACUACGAUUGUGACCUAUUUUGUUCCAAUUUAUUUGAGGACUUGACUAAACUCCUGUCCAAGAAUGCAUUCCCCAUGCAAACGGGAAUCAAUUCCAUCCAUCUCCUCUGCCUUGAAGGCCUCGCAUCAAUUUUGGAUGGUAUCGAGUCACAUUGUACGACUCGACUGAAUUCGACGAGUAGUGGGGUCAAUACGUCGUCAUCUUCCUCAUCAGAUGAGUCAAACUCAUCAGUAUUUUAUCACGACUAUGAGCCAGGUGAAGUCAAGUUGGAGAAAUCUGACGAGUCUGGACAACUUCCAACCCAUGAGCAGUUGAUGGCGAUCAGACAUAAAAAGAAAUUAUAUCACACGGGAAGUGAUCAAUUUAAUCAGAAUGCUAGCAAAGGAAUAGCAUUUCUUCAAACGAACGGAAUUCUCUCCACCCCUCUCGAUCCUGCCGAAGUAGCCCAAUUCCUUCGUGAUAAUCCCCUCCUCGACAAGAAGACUAUCGGUGACUACAUUUCGGCCUUAAAACGAGGCGACAUUCUUCGGGAAUUCGUCAAAGCCUUUGAUUUUAAAGGAACCCGGAUUGAUGAAGCACUGCGACUAUUUCUCGAAACGUUCCGCUUGCCUGGCGAAUCUCCCCUAAUUUCCAACAUAUUAGAAAAUUUCGCCGAAGUUUGGACUUGCGCAAAUGAUAACCCAUUCGUAAACGUUGAUGCCGCGUACACUCUCAGCUACGCUGUUAUCAUGUUGAAUGUGGAUCAGCACAAUACGAACGUGAAAGCUCAGUGUAUGACGUGGGAACAGUUCAAAAAGAAUUUAAAAGGGGUCAAUGGUGGACAAGAAUUCGAUCCCGAGAUGUUAAAUCAGAUCUACAAUGCUAUCAAGUCGGACGAAAUUGUUAUGCCUGCUGAACAUACGGGAGUCCUGAAGGAAAACUAUUUAUGGAAAAUGCUUCUUCGACGAGGGUCCACCUCGAGGAGUAAAUUUCUCUGCCCCAAAACGGACGAAGGUCUUUACGAUCACGACCUAUUCAGUUUAUCCUGGGGCCCGAUCGUUGCUGCGUUGUCAUUCAUCUUCGACAAAACUACCGACGCUGCCAUUGUGAACAAGACCAUUACAGGAUUUCGUAAAUGUGCUACCAUCUCAGCUCACUACGGAAUGUCAGACGUGUUCGACAAUCUGGUCAUCUCCCUCUGCAAGUUUACGACACUAAUUAGUGGAAAUCCCGACCUAGGGUCGAAUAUAAAGGCGCAGAAUGCGUCCCACACCGUAUUCCAGCUUGUUCAUCGUCACGGAGGAAUAUUACGAGAAGGGUGGAAAAAUUUUAUCGAUUGUCUCGUCUCGCUAUUUAAGAUGCAAACUCUGCCUAAAAUGUUGACGGAUGCGGAAGAUUUUACAGAACCUAGUGGACGUGUUAGUCUCGUCCGGAAUACGCAGACGGUGACACCCAGACCAGAAACUGGUCUAUUUUCCAGCCUUUAUUCAUACAUUGCUCUGAGCACGUCAGACAACUCGCCAGGAAGCAAGUCCAACCUAGAUGAGGAAGAAGUAAAAAAGAAAACGGUUACCCUGAUCCGUGAAUGCCAUCCAGAACUCUUGUUAUCAGAGUCAAAGUUUCUUCCCUUGGACUCGUUAAAUGAACUCAUCAAGAAUUUAAUUUAUGCCAGCCCCGUCCCUGAAAAUAAUUUGAGUCGCAGGAAGGACUAUGAUGAGGAUUCUGUCGUCUUUGUAUUAGAAGUUUUAAUAAAAAUCUGCAUUCAGAAUCGUGAUCGUGUCAUGGUCUUUUGGGAUCCGUUAAGGGAACACUUAUUUUCCAUGAUUGUGGCGUCGGCAACGUGUGACAUGCAAUAUUUAUUGGAGAGGUCGACUGUAGGACUGCUCAGAUUGGCAUUGAGGUUGAUGCGAAAAGAGGACAUUUGUGGAAUUGUCCUCCAAAGCUUGAAAAUCCUCCUCUACUUGCGACCAUCAUCCAUUAUUCAUCUAAGUCAACAAAUUUCAUUUGGACUUCAUGAAAUUCUAAAAACGACAGCUGCAAACAUUCACACGACGGAGGAUUGGACAAUUAUAUUUGCUCUAUUGGAAUACGUUGGAGCUGGGAAAGUUCCAUCUGGACCUCUGACCGCUGUUUCAGUCGAUGUUGCUCCUCCUUCUCAACCACAACUACAACCCUCUGGUUCUGAUUCAGCCAUAAACAACUCCACGUUAAAAUCCUUAGGGGGAUCAGGACUUCAACAUUCACAAUCCCAAGAUCCUAUCGCGAUUCCACUGUCGACAGAGUAUAGCUCAGGAUCGGAUAGAGGAUACACGUCUGACUCCGAGCUUGAAAUAAGGUCCACCGCUUCAAAUGAGCACCGACUUUCGGGCGUUUCUCCAGCGCAAAGUUGGAUCCUAUUGACUCACUCUCAAACCCCCGAGGACACGCCUUUAGUCACACCGCCAUCCUCAUCGCCAUCAAAAGUUGCCAAAACUCUGGUUCAAGAGCGACAACAAAUUAAUUUCACUCCAGAUCCAAAAGCGUUGAUGAAGAGUUGUGAAACUCUAAGUUUCCUCGUUAGAGAUGCUGCUCACAUCACACCAGAUAAUUUUACAAUUUGUGUCGCUGCUAUUAAAAGUUUUGUAGACGCUUGCCUCGGAAGAGGCACCCUAAAAAUUAUUGGAAGCAAGUCACGAACCAUGGUGGAUGGAAAUGUAACUCGGAAAAUGAAACGUGGAAAGAAGCAGUCAUCUGGAGGAAGCGAUAGUCUUCCAAGAAGUAAAUCAUUCCCCUCGUCACAUGGAAAUAAUGCAUAUGAUGGUGACUACGAAAGCGACCCGGAAGCGGAUCAAGCAGCCGCUAGUCAACACGUAUCAAUUCAGCUACUGGACCUCCUUCACACCUUACACACACGAGCAUCCCAAAUCUUCCAAUGGUGGCAGAAGGAAAACAUUUUCUCCACCACUGAAUCAAUUUGGACCCUUAGUUGGAAACCUCUCUUGCAAACCAUCGCCACUCUUUGUGCCGACAGCCGGAAACAGAUUCGAACCACAGCAAUUGCCUACUUACAACGAGCCCUAUUGGUUCACGACCUUCAACAGCUCUCUCCAGCCGAAUGGUGCUCCUGUUUCAGCGAAGUCUUGUUCCCGUUAAUGUCUCGACUUCUGGAACCAUUAAAUCCAAUGGAUCCUCAAGGAAUGGAGGAGACUCGAAUGCGUGCUGCAACUUUACUCUGUAAAGUUUUUCUUCAACAUUUGACCCCACUCCUGGGUCUCGAGAAUUUCCCCUCCCUAUGGAUGGAUAUUCUUUCUUAUAUGGAAAAAUAUUUAAAUUGUGAUAAAAAGAGUGAACUCCUUACCGAGGCAAUUCCCGAAAGUUUGAAAAAUCUUCUACUUGUGAUGGACACUGCUGGGGUAUUUCACACACCGGAGGGCUACACCAAAUUAUGGGUUUUAACAUGGGAGAAAAUCGAUUCGUUCCUGCCCAAUCUUAGAGCUGAAAUGUUUACUGUAGUCCACCCUACAAAACAACAGACUCAUAAUCAGCCCCCUCAACAACGUGCCAGCAGUCCCAAACCACCACAUGAAAAUGCCAGCCUUAUGAUCCCCCCGCCACAAAGUGCUGAAUUGCCAGUAUUUUUACAGUCACACAAUCCAGACCCUCAGCCAGCACAGCCUGAAUUACAUCUUGUUACGUCGGCCACGCCAACCAUUCCAAUUCCGAUGUCUUAUCAGCAUAAUCAUCAUCAUCCAUCUGAACCACCCGGCUCUAAUUCGCCAUCUCCGCCACCUUCCAUUUAUAAAAAUAGUCCUGAGUAUACUUCCAUUUGUUUUGGUGAUGACGACUCUCCUCCAAGAACUGACAAUCCAAUUCCAACCACUAAUCAACAACCUCCAGAAUCAAGUUAAUCUUAAAUUAGCAUAUACUUUAGACAAAUGACUUGUCCAAAACGGUUUAAAAAUAAUCAAAUAAUAAACUAAAUCCGCAAAAUUAUAUACAUAAGCAUGCAUGCAUAUUUGUUCGCAUUUAAGAAUUUAAGAAAUCUUUGCGGUAAUUUUUUCGUCUUUUUCUACGCAUGUCUUGAUAAUGAAUUGCAGAUAGCAUUCGUAAUAUUGACAAAUAGAGCCUAACUUUUCCUCGCUUUCCACUAAAACUUCCGUGUAAUCCAAUUAAAAGUGCUAGAUAUUUAGCACUUUCACACAACCUUGCAUAGUUAUACGAAAUAUAUAAAAAAUAAAAUUUUGUUACUUAAAUAGUAUUAUAGAAUGCAAUGUCAGAUAGAAUUAGAGUAAGUAUAAUAAAAACAUGCAGCCUUAAAUAAUA
Molecule: messenger RNA, 6430 nt
Organism: Folsomia candida
Lineage: Eukaryota; Metazoa; Arthropoda; Collembola; Entomobryomorpha; Isotomidae
Gene: garz
Product: Golgi-specific brefeldin A-resistance guanine nucleotide exchange factor 1
Exons: 13
Coding region: 370-6015 (1881 amino acids)
Biological process (GO): regulation of ARF protein signal transduction
Molecular function (GO): guanyl-nucleotide exchange factor activity
Source: RefSeq, a predicted model, not a curated record